Molecule: messenger RNA, 1656 nt
Organism: Panicum hallii
Lineage: Eukaryota; Viridiplantae; Streptophyta; Magnoliopsida; Poales; Poaceae
Product: phenylalanine--tRNA ligase, chloroplastic/mitochondrial
Exons: 10
Coding region: 16-1386 (456 amino acids)
Biological process (GO): phenylalanyl-tRNA aminoacylation
Cellular component (GO): mitochondrion; cytoplasm
Molecular function (GO): ATP binding; tRNA binding; phenylalanine-tRNA ligase activity
Source: RefSeq, a predicted model, not a curated record
GCCGCAGCCGCAGCCAUGCGCCCGCUUAUCCGAACCGCGCGCUGCUGCCUCCUUCGCGCGCGUGUUCGCGCCAUGGCCACGCUUCCCAUGGCGCCCCCCGCCGCCGCCGCGGCCGCCGCCAUCUCUUCCUCCUCUUCCACCCGCCCCAUCUUCUCCUCAUCACGGCCCAACCGCAUCCUCCUCGCCCGCUUCUUCCCCGCCGCGCUGGCGCCGGCCGGGGCGAGGGGGCUCCGGACGUCCGUGGCCGCGGCGGCUGCGGCCGUCGAGGUGGGCGGCGUCAAGAUCGCGCGCGACGAUGUUGUGAAGGAGGAUGACCCAACAAACAAUGUGCCAGACAGUAUCUUUUCGAAGAUUGGCCUGCAGCUGCACAGAAGGGACAACCACCCUCUAGGGAUUCUGAAGAACACUAUUUAUGAUUACUUUGACAAGAACUUUGCCGGGCAGUUUGACAAGUUUGAUGAUCUUUGCCCUCUUGUCUCUGUCAAGCAGAACUUUGAUGACGUGUUGGUCCCUGCUGACCAUGUAAGCCGGAGUUACAAUGACACAUACUAUGUUGAUAGUCAAACUGUCUUGAGAUGUCAUACCAGUGCUCAUCAAGCAGAGCUUCUAAGGGAUGGACAUACACAUUUUCUUGUAACUGGGGAUGUUUAUCGUAGAGAUUCUAUUGAUUCAACUCACUAUCCUGUCUUCCAUCAGAUGGAAGGCUUCCGUGUCUUUUCUCCAGAUGACUGGUCAGGUUCUGGCAUGGAUGGGACAGCAUAUGCAGCUGCAGACCUCAAGAAAACGCUGGAAGGCCUGGCAAGACAUCUUUUUGGUGCUGUUGAGAUGCGAUGGGUUGACACUUACUUUCCAUUCACCAACCCAUCCUUUGAGCUUGAAAUAUAUUUUCAGGAUGAUUGGUUGGAAGUUUUGGGAUGUGGAGUCACCGAGCAGGAAAUUUUGAAAAGAAAUGGCAGGACAGACCAUGUGGCAUGGGCCUUUGGACUGGGCUUAGAACGCCUCGCAAUGGUCCUUUUUGACAUUCCAGAUAUACGACUCUUCUGGUCAAAUGAUAAACGGUUCACAUCCCAGUUCUCAGAAGGCAAGCUUGGUGUCAAGUUCAAGCCAUUUUCAAAGUUUCCACCAUGUUACAAGGAUAUGAGUUUCUGGAUCAAUGAUGCAUUCACGGAGAACAACUUAUGUGAAGUUGUCAGAGGAAUUGCUGGAGAUCUUGUAGAGGAGGUAAAGCUCAUUGAUAAUUUCACCAACAAGAAAGGCAUGACAAGUCAUUGCUACAGAAUAGCCUAUAGGUCAAUGGAACGUUCACUCACAGAUGAGGAGAUUAACAGCCUGCAGUUGAAUGUCAGGGAAACUGUGAAAAAUAAAUUGAAUGUCGAGUUGAGAUAGAAGGGCGCCAGUUCAGAUGUUAUACCAAGAACUAAUUUUUCCCUGUCUUUAUUUGUAAAUCCAUUGAAAAUGUAAUUUUCUUUUUAUCUAUGGAGAAAAUGGACCAUUUGGUUCUGUAUUGAUCACGUUUUCAACGCUGUCAAGGGUAGAGAAAAAAGUCCCUGCUCGAAUUGUAGCUUGCAGACACAAUGAUUAAGAAGCAUUGUACAAUGCUCUCAGUUUUUUUUCGCCGAUAGUUUACAAUAAGAUGGCUAUUAUGUUUGGAGUAGU